Messenger RNA from Abrus precatorius (Indian licorice), 1055 nucleotides. Its product is annotated as gibberellin 2-beta-dioxygenase 8-like. The transcript is spliced from 3 exons. Gene Ontology annotation, molecular function: dioxygenase activity. Bases 15 to 1055 code for a protein of 346 amino acids. Lineage: Eukaryota; Viridiplantae; Streptophyta; Magnoliopsida; Fabales; Fabaceae. The record is from RefSeq and is a predicted model, not a curated record.
GAAGUGAAAAGCAUAUGACACAUUAUAUAUCAAAGUUAGGGACUGAAAUGAACAACUUGGAGUCCUACCCUCCCGUUCUCCGCCACCUGGAUCAGCAGCACCGAGCAAAGGCAGACACGGAUGAGGAGGGUGAUCCGAUCCAAGAUCCGGAUCCGGUUGCAGUGAUAGAUCUAGAGUGUUUAGAGCAUGAGCAGAAGAAGUUGGAGGAAGCAUGCAAGAAUUGGGGGAUAUUUCGUUUGGUCAAUCAUGGGGUUCCGUUGACCCUUUUGAAGGAUCUUCAAGAAGUGGCUAAAGAGCUCUUUUCUAUGUCCUUUGAGUGCAAAGAAGGUGCAUGCAGUGGUACACCUGUCACAUAUUUUUGGGGCACCCCUGCCCUAACUCCAUCUGGGGCAGCACUCACAGGAGGCCCCCAAAAUAUCAAUUGGGUUGAAGGCUUCGAUGUGCCAUUGAGUCAACUCUCACACUUCAACCCUCAAAUUCCCACGCUUCAGUCCAUAAGGCUUCUGCUAAUGGAUUAUGAAAACCAUUUAUCAAGAAUUGCUACAACCUUAUUUGAAGCUAUGGCGAAGAACCUUGAAUUGAAUUUGAAACCCCCAAAGCCAUAUUUAUCAGAAAACACUGGAAUGGUGCGUGUCUACCGCUACCCACAUUGCACUGAUACAAAUGUUGGUUGGGGCAUGGAAGCACAUACAGAUAGUUCAAUCUUGUCUAUAUUGAAUCAAAACGAUGAAGUGAGUGGACUUCAAGUGCUCAAAGAUGAUCAAUGGCUUACUAUAAAACCCAUUUCCGACACAUUCAUUGUCAACCUUGGAGACAUGAUGCAGGCAAUAAGCGACGACAGAUACAAGAGUGUGACACACAGGGUGAAGAUAAACAAACAUAGAGAGAGGAUUUCAAUUUGCUACUUUGUUUUUCCUGGUGAAGAACUUGUGAUUGAAAGCUCAAAGUACAAGCCCUUUACUUACAAUGAGUUCAGAGCACAGGUGCAACAAGAUAUCAAGGCCAUAGGCCAUAAAGUGGGACUUGCAAGGUUUCAGCAGAUUGAGAACUGUUAA